CCCUAUAAAAUUUGCUUACUAGUGAAAAACCCGGCGACCACAUCAAAACACGAGCCCCCCAAAACUCGUCACAAGCAAGCCCCCUCUCCCCCUUUCCCCUCCCUCGCUUCGCUUGCUCAGCGGAUUCCUCCCUUCCGAGCUCGGAGAUGGCAAACGCAGCAUCAGGAGUUGCGGUGAAUGAUGAGUGCAUGCUGAAGUUCAGCGAGCUGCAGUCUAAGAGGCUGCACCGUUUCAUAACUUUCAAGAUGGACAAUCAGUUUAAGGAGGUUGUUGUGGACCAGAUUGGGGAUCGCACAACAAGCUAUGAGGAUUUCACGAGCACCCUACCUGAAAAUGACUGCCGUUACGCAAUCUAUGACUUCGACUUUGUUACUGCUGAGGAUGUCCAAAAGAGCAGGAUAUUCUAUAUCCUAUGGUCCCCAUCCUCUGCAAAGGUGAAGAGCAAGAUGCUGUACGCGAGCUCAAACCAAAAAUUCAAGAGUGGGCUCAAUGGCAUUCAAGUGGAACUGCAAGCUACCGAUGCUAGUGAAAUCAGCCUUGAUGAGAUCAAGGAUCGAGCGCGCUAGGCAACAUCAUGCGUUUCAUGAUCAUGCAUUGUGGACUUGCCUGCUACUCAGGAUUUAUGUGCCAUCAUAGGCUUUUGGUGGUAUGAAGAACUUGCUUGAUGAUUUGUCAGUUUGUUGCUGUGUAAAAAGAUCCUCGUGGCUUCCAGAAAGCAUGACGGUUUGGAUCUAUCAUGUAAUUCCCUGUUGUCUGCCCGUUAUCUAUGGUCAUGUGUUCCCUGGUACAGCCCCGUUGUCUGCACCGUUCAAGUUACAGAAUAAGUAAUUGAUAUGUUCUCUA
Molecule: messenger RNA, 843 nt
Organism: Phragmites australis (common reed)
Lineage: Eukaryota; Viridiplantae; Streptophyta; Magnoliopsida; Poales; Poaceae
Product: actin-depolymerizing factor 3
Exons: 3
Coding region: 147-566 (139 amino acids)
Biological process (GO): actin filament depolymerization
Cellular component (GO): actin cytoskeleton; cytoplasm
Molecular function (GO): actin filament binding
Source: RefSeq, a predicted model, not a curated record